GUCGGUGGUUCUGUGUAGUUUUCUUCUUCUACGAGCAGAAAACUAUCGAAUUUCUGUUGGGUUUCCGAUUCUGUGUAAGCGGAAGGUACAAUGAGCACGGAGACACCCCCGACCGUUCGUCCGAAGUUGGUGACAUUGAAUAAGGCAUUUCAAUUAGCUGAGUCAUGGGUUAAUGACAUGAGUGGAUCGACAGUGGAUGAUUCAACUGAAGAAUUUGAGGGCCGGCCCUCGAGGCUAGGACUUGGGGCAAAAGUAAUACAUCAGACAAAAUCUAGAGCUUUAACUGAUCCUAUAGAAAGGAAAUUGCGUGCCAAGUUGGAUGCUGGAAAAAGAAAAGCUGCCAAAAACAUAGAAGAAUCCAAUCCAUCAGAGAAAAAUGAUAAACUCGGUGAAGAUGAUAGCGAUGAUGAAGAUUCAGAGAGCAGAACCAAUGCCUUUCUAAAGAAGAGAUCGAUCCUCCCAGCCUCCUCUUUGCAUGCAAAAAAGAGACAUAAGUAACAGGCUGUUACUUCCUCAGAUGCUUUUCUAGUUUUCCAUUAUGUUCUCUGGGUUCUUUAGUCUUCUUGGGACAAGUAAUAUUUGCACAAUGGGGUAUUUCUUGUUGGUGUCUCAGCUAUCUUGCUAAGAUAUUUUCUGAAUUUGUGACAG
Molecule: messenger RNA, 648 nt
Organism: Telopea speciosissima
Lineage: Eukaryota; Viridiplantae; Streptophyta; Magnoliopsida; Proteales; Proteaceae
Exons: 3
Coding region: 91-498 (135 amino acids)
Source: RefSeq, a predicted model, not a curated record